CUUCCCAGCUUCCCCUUCACUUGUUUAAGUGGCAAGUGGAACCGCGAAACCUAAAUCACCUAACAAGCCAUCAUCGUAAUUCAUAGCGUUUCUGUCUCCAUCCCCCAUUCGCAGCCAGCAGAUACCAGUCGCCAGAUUCCUCCUCCGUUCACCUAACCCUCACAACCCCCAUCACUUUCCUCCUCUCUCUUUUUCGCCGUCUUAUUCUAUUGAUUGGAUUUUCAGCUUUCCUCAAUCCACCUCCAAAAAUCCUUGCUUUUCUCUCAAUUCUCUCCCGCACCCAUUACUCAACAAUGAAUCUCCUCCAUCCCCAUUUCGCCAAAACGUGUUCUUUCCCCCGCCGAGCGCUCCUAUUCUGAUUGAAACUCAUGGGGCAGGGAGCUCGAUUGGGACAUUCUGUAACACAAGCCUUUUAACUUAUAUGGUCAACGACCGUCAUCACUAAUAAGGGGACAGGGGGAUUUUGAGUGAUGGGCAAGCGAGGGAUUCAGUUGUUUGAUGAUAAAGGCGGCAGCUUUCUUUCAAUCUCCGGGUUGGGUUCUUCUCCGUGGAGCCAGGAGGAAGAUGUUGGUCAGUGCUUUCCCGGUGGGGCCGGCGGCCUUUUCGCGAGCGUCAAUCAGAUGGGGAUGGGGUCCAAUGGGAACGGUGGUGGAGGUAUAAAAUCUGUUUACAAUGAUUUGUAUGAGAAGUAUUUGUCAUUUGUGGGAGUUAAUGGUGAGGAGGAACGCGAGAUGGGAAAGAAGAAGAAGAGGAAAGGAUGGCUUCAAUUGAAGAUUAAGGUGAGGAAUCCUUCUUUGAGAAGGUUGAUCAGUGGUGGGAUUGCUGGGGCUGUAUCUAGAACCGCUGUUGCUCCUUUGGAGACUAUAAGAACGCAUUUGAUGGUUGGGAGCAGUGGGCAUUCGAGCAGUGAGGUGUUCCAGAAUAUAAUGCAGCAUGAUGGCUGGACUGGUCUGUUUAGGGGAAACUUGGUUAAUGUGAUCCGUGUUGCGCCGAGCAAGGCGAUUGAAUUAUUUGCAUAUGACACUGUCAAUAAGAAGCUAUCCGCUGCACCAGGAGAGCAGCCUAAGCUUCCAAUUCCAGCCUCGUUGGUUGCCGGAGCAUGCGCUGGAGUGACCUCAACUCUCUGUACUUAUCCUCUGGAGCUAGUCAAGACUCGACUAACCAUACAGAGAGGUGUAUACAAAGGCAUAUUAGACGCAUUCAUGAAAAUAAUGAGCGAAGAAGGCCCCGGCGAGCUCUACCGAGGCCUAGCUCCGAGCCUCAUCGGAGUUGUUCCUUAUGCCGCAACGAAUUACUUUGCUUACGACUCACUGCGGAAGGCAUACAGGAAGCUUGCAAAGCAAGAGAAGAUUGGCAACAUUGAGACCCUGUUGAUUGGAUCAGCAGCUGGUGCUAUAUCAAGCAGUGCCACUUUCCCACUUGAGGUGGCUCGCAAGCAUAUGCAGGUAGGAGCCCUAAGUGGGAGGCAAGUGUACAGGGACGUGCUACAUGCCUUAGCAAGCAUACUUGAGAAAGAAGGUGUUAAGGGCCUGUACAAAGGGUUAGGGCCAAGCUGCAUGAAGCUUGUCCCGGCUGCUGGGAUAUCGUUCAUGUGUUACGAGGCUUGCAAGCGGAUUCUUGUGGAGGGUGACCAAGAAGCAUAGAAAGUGCUGAAAGAGCAUUUUUAUUUGGAUUUCAUUUAUUCUCAUAAGCAGUUUUGUUCUUGUCCUUUUUACCUUGGGA
Linum trigynum is the source of this 1722-nucleotide messenger RNA. NCBI's taxonomy places the organism in Eukaryota, Viridiplantae, Streptophyta, Magnoliopsida, Malpighiales, Linaceae. The record is from the annotation of a GenBank genome assembly.